AUGAUUACUUCAUGGAUGGAUCAGCAAAACAGUGAAAGAACAAAAAUAACAUCUGCGUUGAGAUCCAUAGAGGAAUCACUGACAUUUCUCUCAACCAAAUACGACGACAUGUGUAAAAAAGUAGACCUUAUGGAGCAAGAGAGGCAUGAACAGAAGGAAUAUAUUACUAUACUUGAAAAUAAGGUGGAAAAUCUCAUGAAAGCCCAACGUAAAUGGUCAUUUGAACUGAAAAAUAUCCCAAGAUCGGAAAAGGAAUCCAAAGAAAUGUUGUUGAGCAUGGUAAGCAAUUUAUGUACAUCACUUAAGGUCAAUAUACAAAGUAAUCACAUUAAGAAUAUAUCCAGGACGACCGUAAAGGGCGAUAAAAAGCCUAUUGUUGUCGAAAUGUCAACUUAUGUCCAUAAAAUGAACAUUACGAGCGCCGCUAUAAAAGUACAAUAA
Molecule: messenger RNA, 441 nt
Organism: Parnassius apollo (apollo)
Lineage: Eukaryota; Metazoa; Arthropoda; Insecta; Lepidoptera; Papilionidae
Source: the annotation of a GenBank genome assembly